AUGGCAGAGAUUCAUGAUCAAUUCGAUACCAUCUUAAUUCUGGAUUUCGGCUCACAGUACAGCCAUCUGAUCACUCGGAGAUGUCGAGAGCGCAAUGUAUAUGCGGAACUUAUGCCAUGCACGACGUUAAUCAAGGAUAUCAACUUCAAACCCAAGGGUAUCAUCCUCUCUGGUUCCCCAUACUCUGUAUACGAUAAGGAUGCCCCGCAUGUUGAUCCUACUGUCUUUGAGCUCGGAAUACCCAUCCUCGGCAUUUGCUAUGGACUUCAAGAAAUCGCCUGGAACCUAGGUGGGGAGGUAACGAAGUGUGACCACCGUGAAUAUGGCUUUGCGGAGAUACAGAUCAAUAAGAUCGGAGGAGAAGAGUCUGUAGACGCCUUGUUUGAGGGACUCGGCGAGGAAAUGCAGGUAUGGAUGUCUCAUGGGGAUCAGCUCUCUCAACCUCCUCCGGACUUCCAUGUCAUUGGCCACACGAGAACGGCACCUUACGCCGCUCUCGCACACAAUACGAAACCGCUUUAUGGGAUCCAAUUUCACCCCGAAGUAACUCACUCCCCUCGAGGAAAGGAGCUUAUCGCGAAAUUUAUUCUGAGCAUCUGUAAAUGUCGACAAAACUGGACGAUGGAAGAGUUUAUUGGAAAAGAAAUCUCUCGUAUUCGUGACAUUUGCGGAGAGAAAGGCCGUGUGAUUGGGGCCGUCAGUGGGGGUGUUGACAGUACUGUCGCGGCGAAACUAAUGCAUGAAGCUAUUGGAGAUAGAUUCCACGCAAUUAUGGUUGACAACGGCGUGCUCCGUUUGAACGAAGCUCAACAGGUCAAUGAAAUGCUCAAUAAGGACCUGGGUGUGAACUUGACAGUGGUCGACGCAUCGGACUUAUUUCUGUCCCGCCUCGAAGGCGUCGAGGAACCCGAGCAGAAACGGAAAAUCAUUGGUAAUACUUUCAUUAAUGUUUUCGAAGAGGAGGCUGCGAAAAUCGAGGCCGCUGCCGAUGAGGAGGAAAAGGCAGGCGCGGCAGCCAAAGGCCGUGUCGAAUGGCUCCUCCAGGGCACCCUUUACCCUGACGUCAUAGAGAGCAUCAGCUUCAAGGGACCGAGCGCGACUAUCAAAACCCAUCACAAUGUCGGCGGUCUCCUCAAGGACAUGAAACUCAAACUUAUCGAGCCAUUACGAGAGCUGUUCAAGGAUGAGGUCCGAGCCCUGGGGCGUCUUUUGUCAAUUCCCGCUCCACUCGUGCAGCGGCAUCCGUUCCCUGGGCCGGGAUUGGCCAUUCGCAUUUUAGGUCCCGUUACGCGCGAUCAAGUAAAUAUUCUACAACAUGCGGACAGUAUCUAUAUCGAGGAAAUCAGGAAAGCAGAUUUGUACGACCAGAUUUCUCAGGCUUUUGCUGUAUUAUUGCCUGUAAAGGCUGUGGGCGUCAUGGGCGACCAAAGGACGUAUGAACAGGUUAUUGCGCUUCGUGCGGUCCAAUCCGAAGAUUUCAUGACAGCGGAUUGGUUUGUUUUCCCCGCUGAUGUUCUCCGAAGAAUCUCGUCGCGCAUCACCAAUGAGGUUGCCGGUAUUAACCGUGUUACUUAUGAUAUCUCUUCCAAGCCGCCUGCAACUGUGGAAUGGCUGUAAAAUCAUCGAUCGGAUAGUGUAGAAGUCAACUAGGGUAUGCUGGCUGGAAACGUUGUGGUAUGUUGCGUCGUCAAUGUAAUAUGUAAGAGUGGCGGAAAAGCGGAAUGGAAUACUCCGAUAAAACCAC
Laccaria bicolor S238N-H82 is the source of this 1744-nucleotide messenger RNA. RefSeq lists its product as uncharacterized. Gene Ontology annotation, biological process: GMP biosynthetic process. The record is from RefSeq and is a predicted model, not a curated record. Bases 1 to 1617 code for a protein of 538 amino acids. Gene Ontology annotation, molecular function: GMP synthase (glutamine-hydrolyzing) activity; GMP synthase activity; ATP binding. The transcript has 11 exons. Gene Ontology annotation, cellular component: cytosol. NCBI's taxonomy places the organism in Eukaryota, Fungi, Basidiomycota, Agaricomycetes, Agaricales, Hydnangiaceae.